This is a messenger RNA of Linum tenue, 456 nucleotides long. Lineage: Eukaryota; Viridiplantae; Streptophyta; Magnoliopsida; Malpighiales; Linaceae. The record is from the annotation of a GenBank genome assembly.
UUUCCCCUUGCUGCUCUGCCUCUCCCUCUCGAUUUCCACCGCCGCGGCGACGGCCGCGGCCAACGCACCCACCAUCUACGACUACCUCAACAAGAACGGCCUCCCGAUCGGGCUCUUCCCCGAGGGGAUAACGAACUUCUCCGUCGACUCAGCCACGGGGCAGUUCUAGAUAAACCACACCCAACCUUGCAACGUCAAGCUGGAGAACCAGCUCCAUUACGAUUUCAACAUCUCCGGCCUCCUGUCCCCGGGCAAGAUCCAGGAGCUCUUCCUCUGGUUCCCCGUGAAAGGGAUCCGCGUCGACGACCCCAAAAUGGUUUGAUUCACUUCGAUGUCGGGGUGGUGGAUAAGCAGUUCACUUUCUCUAUGUUCGAGAUCCCCGGCCAAUGCAUCGAUGGGGGCGAGCAAUCUUCUCAAUCCUCCGAUUCCUACUUGUUUCAGGUUCGCCCUCAAUGA